GGAAGGCGGCUCCGCACAGCCAAGAUGGCGGCGGUGGAGCUGGAGUGGGUGCCCGAGACGCUCUACAACACGGCCAUCUCGGCUGUCGUGGACAGCUACGGGCGGGCGCGGCGCCGCGACAUCCGCUCGCUGCCCGAGAACAUCCAGUUCGACGUGUACUAUAAGCUUUACCAACAGGGCCGCUUGUGCCAGCUGGGUAGUGAAUUUUGUGAACUAGAAGUUUUUGCAAAGGUGCUACGAGCUUUAGAUAAAAGACAUCUGCUCCAUCACUGUUUCCAGGCUCUGAUGGACCAUGGAGUCAAGGUUGCUUCUGUCCUGGCCUAUUCCUUCAGCAGACGGUGCUCCUACAUUGCAGAGUCAGAUGCUGCUGUGAAAGAAAAAGCAAUCCAGAUUGGCUUUGUUUUAGGGGGGUUCCUGUCAGAUGCAGGCUGGUACAGUGAUGCUGAGAAGGUUUUCCUUUCCUGCCUUCAGCUGUGCACCCUCCACGAUGAAAUCCUUCACUGGUUCCGUGCUGUGGAGUGUUGUGUGAGGUUGCUGCACGUUCGGAACGGGAACUGCAAGUACCACCUGGGAGAGGAGACCUUCAAGCUGGCACAGUCCUACAUGGACAAGCUGGCCAAGCACGGGCAGCAGGCCAACAAGGCGGCGCUCUACGGGGAGCUCUGCGCGCUGCUCUUCGCCAAGAGCCACUACGACGAGGCCUAUAAGUGGUGCAUAGAAGCCAUGAAGGAGAUCACAGUUGGGCUGCCUGUAAAAGUAGUGGUGGAUGUGCUACGACAAGCCUCAAAGGCCUGUGUGGUGAAACGGGAGUUCAAGAAGGCUGAGCAGCUCAUAAAGCAUGCCGUGUACCUUGCCAGGGAGCAUUUUGGAGCCAAGCACCCCAAAUACUCUGACACGCUACUAGACUACGGAUUUUACUUGCUCAACGUAGACAAUAUCUGCCAAUCUGUUGCCAUCUAUCAGACAGCGCUCGAUAUCCGGCAGUCGGUAUUUGGAGGUAAAAACAUCCACGUAGCUACAGCUCAUGAAGACUUGGCUUAUUCUUCAUAUGUUCACCAGUACAGCUCUGGGAAAUUUGACAAUGCACUAUUCCAUGCUGAACGUGCUAUUGGCAUUAUCACUCACAUUCUCCCAGAAGACCAUCUCCUCUUGGCCUCCUCGAAGAGAGUGAAAGCACUCAUCCUGGAGGAGAUUGCCAUAGACUGUCACAACAAGGAGACAGAGCAGAGGCUGCUCCAGGAGGCUCAUGACCUGCACCUCUCCUCGCUCCAGUUGGCUAAAAAAGCCUUUGGGGAGUUCAACGUGCAAACAGCCAAACACUACGGCAACCUGGGCAGACUGUAUCAGUCCAUGAGGAAGUUCAAGGAAGCAGAGGAAAUGCACAUCAAGGCCAUCCAGAUCAAGGAGCAGCUCCUAGGGCAGGAGGAUUAUGAAGUUGCCCUCUCCGUGGGCCAUCUCGCCUCCCUCUACAACUAUGACAUGAACCAGUAUGAAAAUGCUGAAAAGCUUUAUCUGAGAUCCAUAGCAAUUGGAAAGAAGCUUUUUGGUGAAGGAUACAGUGGACUUGAAUACGACUACAGAGGUCUCAUUAAACUGUACAAUUCCAUUGGCAAUUACGAGAAGGUGUUUGAGUACCACAACAUUUUGGCCAAUUGGAACCGGUUGCGGGACCGGCAGUUCUCGGUCACGGAUGCGCUGGAGGACGUCAGCACCAGCCCCCAGUCCACGGAAGAAGUGGUCCAGUCUUUUCUGAUGUCUCAGAACCUCGAGGGACAGAGCAGCUAAGAACUUGGUCAAUUAACCAGUUAAGGUUUUUUCCCCCAGGUUACAGGGGGAAAAGUCAUACUGUGAAAUCUAAACCAUGUAGUUCUCUGGGGGCUGGAAUUUGCGUUGAAACACUGGUCCAGUCUACUGAAGAGUGCCCAUACGGAUGAAUGUGUGUUAAAUUCCUCUCAGCAUGUGUAUGGCAUGUUUAGUUCGGCUCACAUUUUUAACUUGGUAUUCCCAAAAAACCCCCUUCUCUCUCUCUUCUUUCAAAAGAAGCUACUUUGCAGAAAGUCUGCAAGAAAACAUUAAAUAAAACUGUUUGAGUUCAAAAGAGUUGCAUUCUUAUUACAGAUGGAAGGUUUCAUCGAGAGCUUUCUGCUGAUUCACAGAGAACAAAAGCUGUACUCUGAGGAGCUGUAGGAGAAAGGUCUUGCUGCUGUAUCAUUGUAGCAAAGUUCAUGGUAAAUAGCCAGCAAAGGGAGAUGUGCUGGCCUUGGCUGCUGCCUUACCAAGAAAAGUGGCAAAGACCCACUCUGGAGAGCACCAUCCGCUCGUUGAGUGCCACCUGUGCUGUUGUGGAUGCCCUGAACUGGACCAGUACAGAUCCCAUAGACCAGCAAGCGCAGUGUCCUCGGUGCCACCACCAGUGCUCCCCUGAGCAGGACCAGGACACCACGGUGGACCAGCCUGCUAGAAACCGCUUUUGGACCAGUGGCUUUAAUUUAAUAGUUCUGCCCCUGCAUUCACUUUGACAUAGAACUCUCUCAUUUAGGUGUCUGAUCAGUGCAAGCGAUAUCCAUGUGAUAGAUCCAGAGCUAGGAAGUGAAUUGAUGGUUUGUCUGUACCCAGUGAGCUUCUGCAGAGAUUCCUGGCAGUGCCACAGCUCCACCCGCUCUGCUCUGCUGUAGCCACUCCUCCUUCCCUCUCCCACAGGCUCUUUCUCUGCUAACAGAGGCCAUACCGUGUUCAUACCAGUGAAGAGUUUUGUAUUCCAGUCCAGUUCCAUUUUCUGUUUCUGGAGAACACAACUUACUGUACAGGUCGCAGGGGUCAGUGGAAAAUGCCAAAAAGCACAACAGGUCUUUUUUUUGUGAUGCUUCAUUUCUACAUUAAACAAGAGUACAACCAGAAA
Haemorhous mexicanus (house finch) is the source of this 2899-nucleotide messenger RNA. It is a transcript of the gene APPBP2, whose product is annotated as amyloid beta precursor protein binding protein 2. Gene Ontology annotation, biological process: intracellular protein transport. NCBI's taxonomy places the organism in Eukaryota, Metazoa, Chordata, Aves, Passeriformes, Fringillidae. The record is from RefSeq and is a predicted model, not a curated record. The transcript has 13 exons. Gene Ontology annotation, molecular function: protein binding. Bases 25 to 1785 code for a protein of 586 amino acids.